CUCAUCUCUUUACAUUUAAUUGAAUCCAAUCAGGCUGUUGAGCUCCAGCUGUUGUAGCAGCAGCCUGCAGGGCUGUCGGUGAACCUGCGACUCUUAUCAGAGAGUUUCUGAACAGAACUGUGAGGGAACAAACGCAUGAAACCCAUCCAGCCAUGACUUUGCAGCUUAAAACCAAAGCUCGACUCUUCGACCUGCACUGCUCUGUGGGCCUGACGGAUUGGGACAUGGACAAUGAGCUGAAACUGACAACAACCAGCGACCAGUAUUACCAUGAUGACAAACUGAAUGAUCAGUAUGUGGUCCAGAGGCCUUCUGCAAGAGCUUCAAGAAGAAAAGAUGAAUUCAUUUGGUACGAUAAAACGUCAGACACCUUUGUGAAGCCAAACCUGUGGCUGCUGGUGAAUCCCAAUAUCGCCUGCCCGAUCCAGUACGGAGAAAAUGCAGCACAUCUCCAGACUCUCUGUGAACCUGCUGAUGAAAUCAAAACGCCUCAACUGAACCCUGCAGGGACCCAGCAUCAUCUCAGCACAGAGCGCCACAGGUUUGCCCCCCAGAAUGCUCCUCUCCAGGAGGAACUGCUGCACUCCACUGACUACAUGAUCAAGAAUAAAGAAGUCUCCUGUGCACCAGCCAAGAACAGACGCAAGGGAAGAACCCCGAAGGCCCGGGACAGUAAGACCCUGAAGCCAGGAUGCUGGCCUCGUCCACCUGUCAACUACUGCAUCCUCAUCGCUUUGGCGCUCAAGAGCAGCCAUACUGGGAGCCUCAAAGUCCAGCAGAUUUACAGCUUCACCAGAGAGCACUUCCCCUUCUUUCAGACGGCUCCAGAUGGCUGGAAGAACACCAUCCGACACAACCUUUGCUUCAAUAACAGCUUCCGCAAAACCUGCAACCAGCUGUGCCGAGAUGGCAAGAGGAAGUCGUGUUUUUGGCACCUGACUCUGGACGGCCACCGCCGUCUAAAAGACGAGAUUCGCACAUUGACGGGAGAAUCCUUCAAGCAACUGGGGAGGAGCAUGUCCCGCCCAGGUGAAUGUGACAAAUUACUCUCAGGGAAUGAAUUCAACAUCUCUAACACAGGUGCUAACACUGCGGUCGCUCUUCACUGGCCACACUUACAACAACCUGUAACUUCAGCUCUUACUGAUGUUACUUGAGGGAAUUAAGUGAGUGAUUUAGAUGGUAUUUAUGAUCAAUUCAGGUCAACAAUUCACUACAGAAUACCUUGGGGGUUUGUAAAUAUUGGACAUUGCUGAUUUUGAUUUUCAACAAAGUGCUGCAGCAACACACUUGAAACAAGUAAAAUUGAGCUCAACGUUUAUAAAAAUGAGUCCUGUGGGGCUUAGUAAGUUACAAAGCUUUACAUUUUAAGACUUAAUCAAGUGAGAUGUUGCAUGUGACAGACAGGAAAUAUGUAUU
Cottoperca gobio is the source of this 1419-nucleotide messenger RNA. RefSeq names its product forkhead box R1 (gene foxr1). The transcript has 6 exons. Gene Ontology annotation, molecular function: sequence-specific double-stranded DNA binding; DNA-binding transcription factor activity. Gene Ontology annotation, cellular component: nucleus. NCBI's taxonomy places the organism in Eukaryota, Metazoa, Chordata, Actinopteri, Perciformes, Bovichtidae. The record is from RefSeq and is a predicted model, not a curated record. Gene Ontology annotation, biological process: regulation of DNA-templated transcription. Bases 153 to 1157 code for a protein of 334 amino acids.